Molecule: messenger RNA, 1047 nt
Organism: Bombyx mori (domestic silkworm)
Lineage: Eukaryota; Metazoa; Arthropoda; Insecta; Lepidoptera; Bombycidae
Exons: 2
Coding region: 419-703 (94 amino acids)
Source: RefSeq, a predicted model, not a curated record
UUAGUAAUAAACCAUUUCUUGAUUUUAUAUUAGUGUUUGUGUUAUAAUAUUGUAAUAAAUAAAAAAAAACCUAUUACUAAUUUUCUAUUUACGGAAAGAUGAUAAGUUCUAAUAUCUUUAUUAGAAUUAAAAACAAGCGGGCCUUGAUUAUUAUUUAUUUUUCUAAUUUACUUAACUAACCGCGACCGGGCCAUCAUGACCGAUAAUUAUUAUUGACUUAUUAUUUUUAAUAAAUUGGACAUUCAAUAGUCUGGUGAUAAAAUUAUAAACGCAAGUCAACGCUUUUUAGUUUUUAUCUGGAGGAGAGAGCGUCGGCGUUCGCAUUCGCAAACCCGCCUUCGUCGUCGUAAGCCGUGUCUGCCGUUCUCCGAUACGCAUUAAAUUUUACAUUAAACAAAUAACGUUAUUCAAUUUUAAAAUGUACAAAUCAUUCGUCUUGUUGUGUGUUGUUUGCUGUAUCGUUGUUGAGGCACGCCCGAAAUGGCAGUUCCUACCGCAAGCACCGGGUUACGUGCCCGUUUACAUCAGGAGCGGAGACACGCCCCUCGAAGAAAUCAAUCCUGAUUUGGCUGAAGCUUUCAACGCUCUGCCCGCCGGAAGAAGCGCUGGUAAAGAUGUCGAAGCAGCCCCAGAAAUUCCCGAACACUACUCAUCAAAACUUAAUGUGCCCGAAAACCCAGAAAUUGGUGAUAGCCGCUCUUAAAUAUCGAAAUUUCUCGAAGAGGGCUCAGAUACGAUAAAUUUUUAACGUAAAUUAUACUAUUUUUUAAGUUAAUUUUAGUGUGUAAUAAGUUAGUUUAAGAAAUUCCCUUUUUGUUUAUUGACUCUAUGAUUAUUGUGGGCAUCACUAAACCAUUGUAAUUUUAACGAAAGUGAUUUUUACAUAUUUCAUUUUUUGUAACACAAUUUUUUUAAUAUGGUAAUAUUUUAAUCCAUUGUCUACUUGCCACUAUUAAUUAAUGUUAAUAUUUAAAUACUAAGAAGUUAAUUUAACUUGCCAUAAUUUAUGUUAACUUUUUAUUACGAUUAAAAAAUACAAAACACAUA